Molecule: messenger RNA, 2796 nt
Organism: Populus euphratica (Euphrates poplar)
Lineage: Eukaryota; Viridiplantae; Streptophyta; Magnoliopsida; Malpighiales; Salicaceae
Product: ABC transporter G family member 17-like
Exons: 6
Coding region: 281-2719 (812 amino acids)
Biological process (GO): transmembrane transport
Cellular component (GO): membrane
Molecular function (GO): ABC-type transporter activity; ATP binding; ATP hydrolysis activity
Source: RefSeq, a predicted model, not a curated record
ACAGAGAACGAAAGAAAAAGGCUGGUCUCUAGCGCACAAUGUAACGAAGACAGAACAAGCACCGGAAACAUCAAGGCAAAUUAAUGAAGAAAACAAGGGAGGUUAAAUCCAGAAAAAGAAAGGCUGUACCAUCUCGAUUUUGUCUGCAAUCCACAUGGUUCAUCCCUCACCUUUUUAUAGCCUACCAGAAUUCUAACUUCAGUUCUCAAGGAAUUCUUGAAACCAAUCUUUGGCUAAGCCAAAAACAAGAUCAAAGGGUGCUCACUGAUCUCCAUCGACGAUGAAGAACCUAGGCCGGUCAGAUGCAAAUAACAAUCUUGAGACUCUCUUAGACAUGGACAAAACGGCAUUACAUAAGAAAAAUGGAGUGCCAGCGGAACCCCGGAAGAUGAUGGCAGGACAUGGCCUGGAGUUCAAGAACCUGUCAUAUAGUGUCAUGAAAAAGCAGAAGAAAGACGGGGUGUGGAUCACCAAAGAAGCAUAUCUUCUCAAUGAUAUCUCUGGACAGGCUAUAAGGGGUGAGGUUAUGGCUAUUAUGGGGCCUAGUGGUGCUGGGAAGUCCACAUUUCUUGACGCCAUUGCUGGUCGGAUUGCAAGAGGGAGUCUCCAGGGAUCUGUUCGGAUAGAUGGAAAACCGGUAACUACAAGCUACAUGAAGAUGAUUUCAUCUUAUGUAAUGCAAGAUGACCAGCUCUUCCCCAUGUUGACUGUUUUUGAGACCUUCAUGUUUGCAGCUGAAGUCAGACUUCCUCCUUCAGUUUCGAGGGCUGAGAAGAAGAAAAGAGUCCAUGAGCUCCUUCACCAACUGGGCUUAACGAGUGCAACACAUACGUAUAUUGGGAACGAGGGAAACAGAGGAGUGUCAGGAGGGGAAAGGCGAAGAGUGUCCAUAGGAAUUGAUAUUAUCCAUAAGCCAUCCCUGCUGUUCCUUGAUGAACCUACUUCGGGUCUUGAUUCUACAAGUGCCUACAGUGUGGUUGAAAAGGUGAAGGACAUAGCUCGGGGUGGUAGUAUAAUCUUGAUGACUAUCCACCAGCCAUCUUUCAGGAUUCAAAUGCUCUUGGACCGUAUCACGAUUCUUGCAAGGGGAAGACUGAUAUAUAUGGGAAGCCCAGUUGCUCUUCCUAACUAUCUUUCUAGAUUUGGAAGGCCUAUUCCUGAUGGUGAAAACAGCAUUGAGUAUUUCCUGGACGUGAUCAAGGAGUAUGAUGAAUCAACCGUGGGACUUGAUCCCCUUGUGUUUUACCAACGCGACGGUAUCAAACCGGAUCAAGCGGCACAGACACCAGUCCGCAAAACACCAAGAACAGCAAGGACACCACGUACUCCUUACAGGAAGACCCCUCUGUCAAAGUAUGCCAUCAGCCUCCGAAGCCAAGGAUUCUCGGGUACAGGAGAUAUGACAUCUCAAGCGGACUCUGGUCAAUUUGAUUACUACGACGAAGAUGAUGAUGAGGAAUUUGACAACUCCCUGGAACGGAAACCUGUACGGACACCAAUGCAAAGUGGUGUUCAUAAUCCUCGUUUGGCUUCUCAAUUCUACAAAGAGUUUCCAGUCUGGGUCUACCAUGGUAUCAAAGGAACUCCUCGCCGAGCACCGUCAUGGACUCCGGCGAGAACUCCAGGAAGGACACCCGGGAAAACACCAAUGACUGGGCCAAGAAGCCAAUCUUCGAGCCGAUUCUCAACACCACAGCAUGUUGUUUCUCGUCCAAAACCCCUAGAAUUUUCUAACCCCUCGCUGGACCGAUAUUCCCCUUCUUACGAAGAAUUAAGUUGUGAGGAAGAGCUUGAUGAGUCAGAUCACGGUCCUAAAUUUGCAAACCCAUGGCUCCGGGAGGUAGCAGUUCUUUCAUGGCGCGCAGUACUUAACGUGGUUCGCACUCCUGAGCUUUUCCUCUCGAGAGAGAUCGUAUUAGCUGUUAUGGCACUCAUUCUAUUCUUACUUUUUAAGAACCUGGGUCUUCCAUCUUUCCAAGACAUUAACAGGCUUCUCAAUUUCUACAUCUUCGCAGUUUGUCUUGUUUUCUUUUCAUCCAAUGAUGCUGUCCCAACUUUCAUCCAAGAAAGGUUCAUCUUCAUCAGAGAAACCGCCCACAAUUCCUACCGCGCUUCUUCCUAUGUCAUCUCCUCACUGAUAGUGUAUCUCCCUUUUUUCGCUGUACAAGGCUUGACAUUUGCUGCCAUCACCAGAUUCUUGCUUCAUCUGAAAAGCAAUCUCUUCAACUUUUGGUUGAUUCUUUAUGCAUCCCUCAUAACUACUAAUGCCUAUGUGAUGCUUGUUAGCGCGCUUGUCCCGAGUUAUAUCACAGGUUAUGCCGUCGUGAUUGCGACAACUGCUCUAUUCUUCCUGACCUGUGGGUUCUUUUUGAAGCGCUUGCAGAUACCUAUCUACUGGAGGUGGCUCCAUUACAUAUCUGCAAUUAAAUAUCCCUUUGAGGGAAUGCUAUCAAAUGAGUUUAAAGGCUCAAGAUGCUAUUCAGGGAACCCUUCAGAACUUUCACCAGGCCCUCUCGGAGAGAUCAGACUCAGCCAACUGCAUAAUGACUCAAAAUUAGAGCCAAACUGCAUGUUGAUUGGGCAGGAUAUUCUAUUCUCCAUGGAUAUUAAGAUGGACAGUAUUUGGUAUGACAUCGCUAUCUUGUUAGCUUGGGGAGUUCUUUACCGAUUCUUCUUCUACCUGGUUCUUAGAUUCUACUCCAACAAUCAGAGGAAAUGAAGCUGCCUUGUUUACUGUUGUUUUGCCGUUUGCAUUUGUUUUUGUUCCAAAUCAACGCUUUGUCUUAAACUCUAGGC